Messenger RNA from Rubroshorea leprosula, 1095 nucleotides. The record is from the annotation of a GenBank genome assembly. NCBI's taxonomy places the organism in Eukaryota, Viridiplantae, Streptophyta, Magnoliopsida, Malvales, Dipterocarpaceae.
GAAGAUGGAGGUAGUCUUGAACAAGACUUUGUUAUUCCCAUCAUUAGAAUGGGUGGACUAGGCAAGACAACUCUUGCUCGGCUCAUUUAUAAUGACGAAAAAUUGGAAGGCAGGUUUGACUUGAAGGCAUGGCUUUGUGUUUCUGAGGUGUUUGAUGUUGCUUGAAUAACAAGAACCAUUUUAGAAUAGGUAACUAGGGAAAAGUGUGAUCUUAAUUAUUUCGAUUCACUUCAAAAGAAAUUGAAAGAGGAGUUAUUUGGACAAAAUUUCUUCUUGUAUUGAAUGAUGUUUGGACUAAGGAAUAUGGCAACUGGGAUAAAUUGAAGAGACCUUUCAUGUUAGGAGCUUCUAGAAGUAAAAUAAUUGUCACAACUUGAAAUAUGGAUGCUGGGAUGAUGAUGAGAGGAGAUAAUGGAGUUUACAAUUUAGAAUUGCUACAAGUUGAUGCUUGUUUGCCAUUAUUUACACGACAUGCACUGGGGAAAGAGGACUUUGCUGUAUACCUAGACUUAUAAGAUAUUGGUGAGAAGCUUGUUGAGAGGUGCAAAAGAUUGCCAUUGGCACUAAAAUCACUCGAUGGCGUCUUGCGGGGAAAGCAGGGUCAUGAUGAGUGGGAAAAUAUAUAUAUAACAAUAAUAUAUGGAGUUCUUCAGAAGAUGGAAGUGAAAUUCUUCCUGUUCUAAGAUUGAGCUAUAAUCAUUUUCCUUCUCACUUAAAGCCAUGCUUUGCUUAUUGUGCUUUGUUCCCUAAAGACUAUGAAUUUGACAAAAUGGAGUUGGUCCGAUUAUCAAUGGUUAAGGACCUAUUACAACAACAGUCACAUGAAAAGAAGUAAAUGGAAGAGGACACUGGUCCGAUAUUUCUAGGAGUUGUUAUUAAGAUCACUCUUUCAACCAUCAAGUAGAGUUGAAUCGUGGUUUGUGAUGCAUGACCUCAUAAAUGAUUUACCUGUAGAUGUUGUUGGAGAAUACAUUGCAAUCUUGAACGUAGCAUGAAUGAUAGAAAAUUAGAGAAGGCAAGUCGUUUGUCAUUCACUUCACACUUUUUUGAAUUCCCAAAAAGAUUCAUAGUCUUGAAUAAAUUGAAACAUUUGAG